Messenger RNA from Akanthomyces muscarius, 1485 nucleotides. RefSeq lists its product as uncharacterized. The coding region runs from base 1 to 1485 and encodes 494 amino acids. The record is from RefSeq and is a predicted model, not a curated record. Lineage: Eukaryota; Fungi; Ascomycota; Sordariomycetes; Hypocreales; Cordycipitaceae. The transcript has a single exon.
AUGCCUCACCUCGUCUCCAGCUUCCUGCGGUCCUCGUCCGGCAACAUUACGCACAUUAAAAACGCCGCCCGCUCCCGCACCGCUUCCCGCAACGCCUCGUGCGAGUCCUCCAGGAACAACUCCGUCUCCGGCAGCCCCUACGAGUCCGACGCCGACGAGCACGCCGUCAAGCCUCACGAUCUGAUUGAGGCCGUCAAGAAGCACCACAAGCUCUCGCUUCCCUUUGGCCGCUCCUCCACCUCGCCCGUGCGCGAGCUGAAUCCCGCGUCCUGCAGCGUCGCCGCCGUCGACUGGAGCAUUGAGAGCCCGCCCAUCAUCUUCCACGGAACCCGCGAGGACAGCACCGGCGCCAUUGUCUCUGGCCAGAUCUUCCUCGACAUCAAGGACGACGUCGUCGAGAUGGACAGCUUCAAGGCCAACCUCAGCAUCCACACCACGUACAAGCGCCCGUGCCAGAGCCACUGCGCCGACUGCCAGAACAAAAUCACCGAGGUGCAGGCGUGGGUCUUUCUCGACCACGCCACCAAGCUGCACCGCGGCAAGCAUGCGUUUCCAUUUUCCGCGCUGCUCAACGGCGAGCUACCCGCGAGCACAAACACCCCUCUCGUCUCCAUCGCCUACGAGUUCAAGGCCGUGGCGCAGGUGUCGCGCCACGCCACCGGCACCACCAUGCCCAUCCAGCUCAAGUUUGACCGCACGCUGCUCGUCAAGCGCUCCGUCCCCGAGCCGCUCUUCCCGCACCACUCGGUCCGCGUCUUCCCGCCCACCAACAUCAAGGCCAGCGCCGACUACAUCUCGGUCGUGCACCCGACCAGCACCAACAAGCUGACGCUCAAGCUCGACGGGCUCAUGACGCACAACGAGAAGGUCAAGACGGUCGAUCUGUGGAAGCUGAAGAAGGUGACGUGGAAGCUCGAGGAGACGAUCAAGACGGUCGCCCCGGCCUGCGAGAGGCACGCGCCCACCGCCAGCACUGUCGGCGACGUCAAGGGCACCGCCCGCAACGAGGUGCGCGUCAUUGGCGAGAAGCAGCUGCACGAGGGCUGGAAGUCGGACUACACGGGCCACGACGGCUCCGUCGACAUGGAGCUCGACUACAGCGUCAGCCAGGCGCGCAACCACGCCGGCGAGCUCAAGUACGCGUGCGACACCAAGACGGCCGACGGCACCGAGGUCUCGCACUCGCUGCUGCUCGAGCUCAUCGUCUCCAAGGAGUACGCGCCCGAGGGCAAGGCUCACCAGGCCACACCCACCGGCACCGGCCGCAUCCUGCGCAUGCACUUUGGCGUCGUCCUCACGGAGCACUCGGGCCUCGGCGUCAGCUGGGACAACGAGUCGCCGCCCAUCUACGAGGACGUGCCCCCCAGCCCGCCCGCCUACCCGCUCGAGUCGCCCGUCGACUACCAGGACCUCGAACCUCUCUACGCGCGCCCUUCGAGCAUUGACGCCUCGGCGUCUGAUGAGGAGGAGCCGACAUCAUCAUAG